Molecule: messenger RNA, 1396 nt
Organism: Salvia hispanica
Lineage: Eukaryota; Viridiplantae; Streptophyta; Magnoliopsida; Lamiales; Lamiaceae
Product: metal transporter Nramp2-like
Biological process (GO): iron ion transmembrane transport; manganese ion transport
Cellular component (GO): membrane; trans-Golgi network
Molecular function (GO): manganese ion transmembrane transporter activity; cadmium ion transmembrane transporter activity
Source: RefSeq, a predicted model, not a curated record
GGCCCCGGGUUCCUCAUGAGCGUCGCCUUCCUCGACCCCGGGAAUUUGGAGGGCGACCUCCAGUCCGGGGCCGUGGCCGGGUACUCGCUCCUGUGGCUCCUGCUGUGGGCCACGCUCAUGGGGCUCCUCAUCCAGCUCCUGGCGCUCCGCCUGGGCGUCGCCACGGGGCGACACCUGGCAGAGAUGUGCCGCGAGGAGUACCCGUAUUGGGCCGGCGUCGCGCUGUGGUUCAUGGCCGAGCUGGCGCUGGUCGCCGCGGAUAUUCAGGAAGUCAUCGGCAGCGCUAUUGCGAUUAGGAUUCUUAGCAAUGGAUUCUUGCCUCUUUGGGCUGGCGUCGUCAUAACCGCUUGUGAUUGUUUCAUCUUCUUAUUCCUCGAGAACUAUGGCAUCAGAAAGCUCGAAGCCUUUUUCGGAGUUCUUAUCACAAGCAUGGCAAUCUCUUUUGCAUGGAUGUUCGUUGAUGCUGAGCCACGUGCCAAAGACCUCAUAGACGGAAUACUGAUACCAAGGCUUUAUCCCGAGACGAUCCCGAAAGCAGUCGGGGUCAUCGGCUGCGUAAUAACCCCAUACAACGUGUUCCUCUACUCCGCCCUAGUCCAGUCCCGAAAAAUCGACCUAAAGAAGCAAGGGCGGGUCCAAGAGGCCCUCAACUACUACACCAUCGAGUCGGUCGCGGCCGUCUCCGUCUCCUUCCUCAUCAACCUCUUCGUCACCACCGUCUUCGCGAAGGGCUUCCACGGCACGUCCCAGGCGAGCAACCUGGGGCUGGUGAACGCCGGGGAGUAUCUGGAGCGGAGGUACGGGGGCGGGGCGCUCCCGAUUCUGUACAUUUGGGGGAUCGGGCUGCUGGCGGCCGGGCAGAGCAGCACGAUCACGGGCACCUACGCCGGGCAGUUCAUCAUGGGAGGGUUUCUUGAUUUGCCGAUUAACAAGUGGCUGAGGUCGGUGAUCACGAGGAGCUGCGCGAUCGUGCCGACGGUGGCGGUGGCGGUGAUGUUUAAUAGGUCGGAGGAGAUGUUUGAUGAUCUGAAUGAGUGGCUGAAUGUGGUGCAGGCGCUGCAGAUUCCGUUUGCGGUGAUUCCGCUGCUGCAUUUGGUGGCGGAUCAGCAUGUUAUGGGGAGCUUUGUUAUUGGAACUACUAUUGAGAGGAUGUCAUGGGGUGUGGCUGGAAUUGUAAUUGCCAUCAAUGGAUAUGUGUUGGUGGAUUUCUUCAUGUCUCAAGUUCAUGGUUUCAUAUAUGGAAUGCUCGUUUGUUUCGUAGCAGCUUCAUAUACAGCAUUUCUUGUCUAUCUCAUUAUACGUAGCACUACUCUUUCUCGCUUUCACGGAUUUACUUUUUUACCCUGAAAAUUCAAAAUUCGAAUCAUCUGUAACGGCUGUAAAUUGAAUGUGUAUA